This is a messenger RNA of Xenopus laevis (African clawed frog), 2101 nucleotides long. RefSeq lists its product as uncharacterized. The record is from RefSeq and is a predicted model, not a curated record. The transcript is spliced from 8 exons. Bases 1044 to 1739 code for a protein of 231 amino acids. Lineage: Eukaryota; Metazoa; Chordata; Amphibia; Anura; Pipidae.
UUUUUAUAAAACUCGACCCUUGAUAAAUAUGCCUCUAAGUCACAUUAUGUCACAUUAAAACAUAAUUGCUUAGUGAAUGAAAAGUAUAAGGUUUACAGGUCUAAAAACAAUUUAGAAUAAACUGUAUUUUGACAUAAUAUAUACCUUUAACAUUAAUAUUUCGAUUCAAUUAAAAGUCGAUUUUUCCAUUUACUACGUUUUAAAGGUCUAAAAGUGACACAAUGUUGAUCUAAAAUAGAUGGAGAAAUUGAGAUGAUGUUUUGCAAUGUAUACAUCACUGUACCUAAAAUUCAAUUCAAAAGUUCCUAAAGGAUAAGGAUUUUGUAUUUCUUAGUUACAAUCCCCCUUAUUUCUUUUAUUCUGAUGCAUUAAUAUAAUGUAUAGAGUAAAACAGAUUAAUUUAAAAAUGUUAUCAAGUUAUUUUAUCACGUCUACCAGAUGGGUAAAUGAGAUUACUUUACUUAGUAGUAAUUAAAACACCUGUGACCUCCAACCCCCACUAGUAGAUGCAACACCUGUAUAAUUAACCCUUUUCCUGCCACCCUCCCAUACUUGCUAUGAGCCUAUUUAGCUCUCUACUGGCAUUACUGGUGAUGUUGCUCAUAGCAACCAAUCAGAUCUUUGCUUUUGUUUUCUAACUGUUAAAAUUGAAUUGCUGUUUCCAAACAGUAUUGGAAACUGGUUUGGUUACUUCACUUUGCAGGUUUUGCUAGUUCUUUACACAUGAUGGUAUUUUCUUAUUACAUAAUUCAUGCCGGAUGCAAAAACGAGAUAGCCUUGUUGGGGUUUAUGGUGAUGUCAUAAUGGCAGUGUAGUAUAAACCUAAACUUUAUCUAGAAACCUGUCAGCCUAAGCAUCAAUAUAUGUGUUCAUUAUGAUGUCAUCUAUGUGUUCAUUAUGAUGUCAUCUUUAUGAUUGUGAUGUCAUAAUGUCAGUGUAGUUUGACCUUGUCAUCACCAGGAAACUCUCAGUCAUCAGAUUGCUUGUGAAGAGUGAAGAGUGAAGACCUAUUUCAUAUUUCACAUUUCACAUUUCAUAUAGCAAUGACAUUUUUUAAAAUUCCCAUUAUUUUUCUUAUUAUAUUUUUGAAUUGUAUAAUUUUAGUCCAGACAUGUGUAGACUGCACCAGUAAAUUUAGGAAAGCAAUAGAACGUUUCCGCAAAUACGACCUUCCUUGGAGAAUAAACGAUGCUGAAAUUGGAUUACGCUGUUCUCUUUUAAUGAUGCGGAUGGAAAGCACCUACUUCCAGCAAUAUGCAGUAAAUCAAUAUAGUGGAUUCAUAGACCCUCAGGACCUGGCUGUGAUUGUCCAGAAAGCGAUGGACAAAUUACCAGAUGUUUUGAACUUUAACGGUUCAGAUUCUGAAUUCCUUGAUAAUCUUGCCAAUUUUGGUAAGGAAAUCAUUUUGGAGAUGAAGCCAGCCUUAAAAAAAGCUCAGGACUUGGUUUGCUCACCAAGCGAAUGUGAGAACUUGAAAGAAAUGGUCGACUGCGGUCAAUGCAAAAUUGUGUUCAAGUCUUUAUGCCUAGUAGGAGAUGCAUGUGCAGUUAAUCGAGAAAAACGAGUGCUGAUGGAGACUACUGACAUUGAAGAAACUGGAAAGAAACUUAAAUUAAUAGCACUGGUCACUGCAACAGUUAUAGGAAUAAUAUUCCUUGUACUACUUAUAACAAUUGCUGUAGUUUAUUCACUGUACACAAAGAAAGAAAGAGAAACAUAUACAGUUGAAGACGUGUAAGGGCAUCUGGAAAUUGGACCAUGCAGACUGAUACCCCUACAAAAAUGAACAUUAGAGAUUAAAGAGCAGUACAAAGUUUGACACUUCAUAUACACUAAAUGUAUAUGACACUAUAAGGCUACAUAUGAAGCAAGAAGAUUAUUUCGCUUUUUGGUACUCCUGGAUUCAACCAGCAAGAACAUUUAUGAAGAAAUCCUGACUUCUUAUGCCAUCCAAUAAAAGAUAUGAUAAACUACAAGUCACUGUAAAAGACAAUUGAAUUGAGACAGUUACCCUUCCCUCCCCUCCUUUUUGAGGGCAGGAACUAUUUAUCCUAGCCUACAAAUCUUUCAAACUAUGCAUUGAACUGUCCACCCCUCCCU